Saccostrea cuccullata (small rock oyster) is the source of this 884-nucleotide messenger RNA. RefSeq lists its product as uncharacterized. Lineage: Eukaryota; Metazoa; Mollusca; Bivalvia; Ostreida; Ostreidae. The coding region runs from base 225 to 671 and encodes 148 amino acids. The record is from RefSeq and is a predicted model, not a curated record. The transcript is spliced from 3 exons.
UGGGAAUAUGCAACCAGCAACUUCUUUUUGUGAGGAAGAAUAACCUUUCGAAUCUUCAGUUUGAUAUGAUUAACAUUACGCUCGAAUCCUUGCCCGGCGAUCUAGAAGAGUGUGCUGUGCAAUGUGAAAGUACAAGCACUUGUCUCUCCUUACAAAGUAUUUCCAGCACAAAUGAAUGUGUGCUGUUUAAAACUGUACAUUUCAGUAGCUUGAAAGCUGUUUAAAUGGCUGGAUGGAAUUACUUUGUUAGGACUGGAGGUAGAUGUCGAGAAGGAUUUAGUGAUGCCAGGACUGUGGAUAUUUGCUUUAGAUUUGUCGGUUAUCACAACUUAUUAAAGGGGCGUAAAGAGUGUUCCAGUAGGAAAUCCAGUAUUAUAGCUAUCCGCUCAGACGAGGAAAGGGACCUGCUGGAAAGACUGAUGUUUUCUUUGUUUGAAAGCAGUUCGAAGUCACCUCAGAAUAAACCUUACAUCCAAGGACACUGGAAUGGGUCAGACUGGGUUCUAGAUGAUGGUAAACCACUAGAAUACACUAUACAAUGGAUACCGAGAACAGAUCUCAGUCACGUGAUGUAUAACGAUAACCUGCGAUAUUUUCCAUCACGUGACAAGAUUGGAUUUUGCAGUGGUGUACUUUCAAGACCAAUAUUUUGUGCGUAUGACAUUGUAUGACUUUAUUUUGAAAACAUCGAAGCAGGAGUUUACAUUUUAUAUUUAAUUAAUAGUAUAUUGUUUUGUAGUGAUUGUGAUUUAAAAAGUACGUUUCCUAUGUUAAUUAACUUAGAUCUAUUGACUAUUGUGGAUUUAUAAUGGUAAAAAAAAUUGAUUUGACGAAGAGAAAAAAGAUUUUACUCAGAAAGGCUCUAUUAAUGACGUGUAAUUUGG